Penicillium argentinense is the source of this 1071-nucleotide messenger RNA. RefSeq lists its product as uncharacterized. The record is from RefSeq and is a predicted model, not a curated record. NCBI's taxonomy places the organism in Eukaryota, Fungi, Ascomycota, Eurotiomycetes, Eurotiales, Aspergillaceae. Bases 1 to 1071 code for a protein of 356 amino acids. The transcript is spliced from 2 exons. Gene Ontology annotation, biological process: mitochondrial respiratory chain complex I assembly. Gene Ontology annotation, molecular function: S-adenosylmethionine-dependent methyltransferase activity. Gene Ontology annotation, cellular component: mitochondrion.
AUGAUUACUCUACACACGUUUCGUGCCAGCUUGCCUCGGCGGUGCUUCACCGCAAGCGCCAGCAUCCGAACUUACGCCAGCCAGACACCCGGCAACCCCAUGCUGGAGGUGUUCAACCGCAAAGCUAAGCACCUGCAGAAGGAUCGCGCAGCUCGGAAUGUCGAAGAAAGCCGCAAAGUCGACUACCUGAAAGAUGAAGUCGCAUUGCGGUUAUGCGAACGCUUGCUGGAUAUCAAGCGCGAUUUUCCCAAUGUGCUGGACCUGGGUGCGAACAGCUGUAAUAUUGCGCGGGCAUUGACGACACCGAAUCUCGACAUGGCGGCGCCGGAGGGCACGUUGACACCACCAUUGGCAGAGCGAAUCUCGAAGCUAACGUGUGUGGAUACAUCACGAGCUCUACUACACCGGGACAAGGACUUGCCCUUCAACCAGGAAAUCAAUAUCCACCGUGAGGUGAUCCCGGAUCUCGAGUCCUUGCCUUACCAACCGAACACAUUCGAUGCGGUGCUCUCAUCCUUGUCCAUCCACUGGAUCAACGACCUCCCGGCAUUGCUCAACCAAGUGAACACAAUGCUCAAGCCUGAUUGCCCGUUCAUCGCAGCCAUGUUCGGUGGUGAUACCCUUUUCGAGCUGCGCGGAUCGCUGCAGCUGGCCGACCUCGAGCGACGCGGCGGGGUGAGUCCGCAUGUGUCGCCAUUGGCGGAUGUACGGGAUGUCGGUAGUCUGUUGAACCGCGCCGGAUUCAAAAUGCUUACGGUCGAUGUUGAGGACAUUGUGGUUGAAUUCCCGGAUACCUUUGCUCUCAUGCAAGAUCUCCAAUCGAUGGGCGAAAACAAUGCCAUCAUGCACCGAGAGGCUGGCCCUUUGUCACGAGAUGUUUUGCUGGCCAACGAGGCUAUCUACCGAACUAUGCAUAAGGAUGAGGAUGCUCCGGGCAUCCCGGCUACAUUCCGGAUGAUCUAUAUGAUCGGGUGGAAGGACGACAAGAACCAGCCGCAACCACUCGAGCGAGGAAGUGGCGAGUUGAACCUGAAGGAUCUCCUGGGUGGUGGUGAUUUCCAUAAGUCAUAA